AGCAAACUACUUUAUUAUCAUUCUGCUACUCUACAGUUACUUGGAUGAACUUUACUUAUUGUAAUAAUCCAAAUUACAGAGUUGUGUGAUAUUUGGUUUGUUGGUGAAUGGCGAUGGAUGAUAACGAGAGUUGUGGAAGUAGAGCGAUGGAGGCAACGUCACCGAGGCAUAAUAGGUUACAAAGGCAGAAACAUGAAGUGUAUAACCAAGUGCUUAGUAGAUUACAGGAUUUGAAUCUCGAAGAGGUUAAAUUACCUGGUUUUGAAGACCACCUUUGGCUUCACUUCAAUCGCCUCCCUGUUCGAUAUGCAUCGGAUGUGAAUGUGGAGAGAGCAGAAGAUGUGCUCAUGCAUAAGAGAUUACUGGACCUAGCAGAGGAUCCUGAGAAUAGACCUGCUUUUGAUGUCCGCCUUGUUCAGGUUCAGCCUAUGUACAAUGGAGUGUCAACCAAUACUGUUGAUGUAGAUUCUUCAGUUAAAGAAGAAAUCCCAAGCAUUCAUCCUCCUCCAACAUUUGGUUCAGCACCAAAUCUUCAAGCCCUUGAAAUUCAGGACAAUAAACCUGUAAAUGAUGGAGAAAGUGAUAUCAAUUCAACUUCGCGUACAACCAGGCCAAUGCACGAGAUUACUUUUUCAACAAUUGACAAGCCAAAAACGCUCACUCAGUUGACCAAUAUAAUUUCUGAGAUUGGUCUGAACAUUGAAGAGGCCCAUGUUUUUUCAACUACUGAUGGUUUCUCCUUGGACGUCUUUGUGGUUGAUGGAUGGCCAUAUGAGGAGACGGAGUUGCUUAAGAGUGAGGUGCAAAAGGAAACUAUAAGGAGCAAGGAGCAACCACAGUUCCAGGCUGCAAUGAAUGAGCCAGGUCAAACAUCUGAAUCAGGUUCCGAUAGUGUAAAAAUACCUACUGAUGGAUCUGAUGACUGGGAAAUUGAUAUCCGUCUGCUGAAAUUUGAAAACAAAGUUGCAUCUGGGUCAUUUGGAGAUUUGUAUAAAGGCACAUACUGUAGCCAGGAAGUGGCUAUAAAAGUUCUCAAGCCUGAACAUUUGAAUAUGGAUAUGGUAAAAGAGUUCACCCAGGAGGUCUUUAUAAUGAGGAAAAUUCGGCACAAAAAUGUUGUUCAAUUUAUAGGGGCAUGCACACGACCUCCGAACCUGUGCAUCGUGACAGAGUUCAUGUCCAGAGGAAGCAUCUAUACAUUUUUGCACAAGCAAAGAGGUGCUUUUAAGCUUCCUACUCUCCUGAAGGUUGCAAUUGAUGUUUCUAAGGGAAUGAGUUAUCUGCACCAGAAUAAAAUAAUUCAUCGGGAUCUGAAGACUGCCAAUCUUCUGAUGGAUGAACAUGGAGUUGUUAAGGUUGGUGACUUUGGGGUCGCGAGAGUGCAGGUUCAAACUGGGGUGAUGACUGCAGAAACUGGAACAUAUAGAUGGAUGGCUCCUGAGGUGAUUGAACACAAACCGUAUGACCACAAGGCCGAUGUUUUCAGCUUUGGUAUAGUGGUGUGGGAACUUCUGACUGGAGAAAUUCCAUAUGCGUACUUAACACCAUUACAAGCAGCAAUAGGUGUGGUGCAGCAGGGUCUUCGGCCAACAAUUCCUAAAAGCACUCAUCCAAAGCUUGUUGAACUUCUUGAGAAAUGCUGGCAGCAAGACCCAACUGAGAGACCUGAUUUCUCGGAGAUUUUGGAUAUUCUGCAGAAACUAACUAGGGAGGUUGGAGAUGAUGGGGAGGACAGACACAAGGACAAAUCCAUCAGUAGCUUUUUCUCGGGUCUUAGAAAGGGCAAUCACUGAGAUUUUACUAAAAGAGAGGAGGGUAUUCGGCCUUCAGCUUUUGUCUCGGUGUACAGAUUCUCAGAUGACCAGACUCGAUCCGAUUAGUUUUUGUAUCAUGGUUUUAUCCAAUGUUGCUUGGUAUUCUUUUACUAUUCCUAAUUUAGUCAGGGGUGCAAGCUGGUGAGGAAAGCUUUGGCAACUCUGUACAGAAUACCUGUGAAUUUCCGCAAGUUCUAAUUGCUAGUCCUUUUUCUACUCUUUUUAAUUAAGAACCUAUAUCUUUUUUAA
Lycium ferocissimum is the source of this 2063-nucleotide messenger RNA. RefSeq names its product serine/threonine-protein kinase STY17-like. The coding region runs from base 108 to 1793 and encodes 561 amino acids. The transcript is spliced from 16 exons. The record is from RefSeq and is a predicted model, not a curated record. Gene Ontology annotation, biological process: protein phosphorylation. Lineage: Eukaryota; Viridiplantae; Streptophyta; Magnoliopsida; Solanales; Solanaceae. Gene Ontology annotation, molecular function: ATP binding; protein kinase activity.